GCUGAACAGACCGUCUGCUAAACAAACAAUGUUCUUAGCUUGGUUUGAAGCAAAUCAGAGGUAUCCAGAAGCUAGAGAUAUUAAGUAUGCAGAUUUUCCACAACAAUUCGUGUACAAUGAAAACUCCUUGAGGUGGCAGCCUAGAAAAAGAGGGUUUGCAAUUGGAAGAAUUAGAAGUGUUCCCCCAGGAAAGGGAGAAGACUAUUACCUAAGACUGCUACUUAAUAUUCAGAAAGGCUGCACAAGCUUUGAAGAUAUCAGAACUGUGAAUAACAACAUUUACCCAACAUUUAGAGAUGCAUGCUAUGUAUUGGGAUUAUUAGAUGAUGAUAAAGAGUACAUAGAUGCUAUCAAAGAAGCAAGUAUAUGGGCAAACGGAGCUUACAUCCGAAGGUUAUUUGUUGUCCUGUUGAUUUCAAAUAGUUUAACCAGACCAGAACAUGUUUGGGAAAGUUGUUGGUCAGAUUUGUCGGAUGAUAUUGCAUACAAACACCAACAACGUCAUAAUAAUCCAGAUUUGACUUUAUCAGACGACAGCUUGAAAAAUUAUGCUUUACUUGAUAUUGAGAAAAUCAUGCAAAGCAACGGUAAGAGUUUACGUAAUUAUGACUCUAUGCCGCUUCCAAUUGAAUCGAUGUUAAAUGAAAGUGGAAAUAGGUUAGUACUCGAUGAACUAGAGUAUGAUGUGUUUGCAAUGCGUGACGAACUUGCAAAGUAUCUCUCUACUAUCACCACAGAGCAGAACAAAGUUUAUGAUACAAUCAUGUCUGCUGUAACAAACAAGAGUGGUGGAAUGUACUUUUUGUAUGGUCAUGGUGGGACAGGAAAGACAUUUAUAUGGAAAACAUUAUCUGCUGCAAUUCGUUCCAGAGGAGAAAUUGUUAUUAAUGUUGCAUCAAGUGAUAUUGCAUCCCUACUACUUCCCGGCGGUAGAACAGCUCAUUCUAGAUUUGGACUCCCAAUAAUUGUACAUGAGGGUUCCACUUGCAUCAUCAGUCAACAAAGUCCACAGGCAGAGUUAUUGAUGAAAGCAAAUCUUAUUAUAUGGGAUGAAACGCCAAUGAUGCAUAGAUAUUGUUUCGAAGCACUAGACAGCACCAUGAGAUCUAUCUUACAGUCGGAUGAACCUUUUGGUGGUAAGGUGGUCGUUCUUGGAGGUGAUUUUAGGCAAAUUUUGCCGGUUAUUUUAAAAGCAUCCAGACAAGAUAUUGUUCAUGCCACGAUCAAUUCAUCACCUUUGUGGAAAAAUUGUAAAGUCCUAACGUUACACAAUAAUAUGAGACUUCAAUCUUCUGUUUCUUCCUCUACUGUAGAGGAAAUAAAGGAAUUUGCAGAUUGGAUACUAAAAAUUGGUAAUGGUGAGGUUGGAGAGGAAAACGAUGGUGAAGUUUCAAUUGAAAUUCCACAUGAUAUGUUAAUUCGUGAUUCGGACGACCCCUUUUCAGAGUUGUUGCAGUUUGUUUAUCCAGAUUUCUUAAGUAAUAUUUUACUCCAGAUUACUUCCAAGGUAGGGAAAUUCUUGGACCGACUAAUGAAAGUGUGGAUUUUAUUAAUGAUUAUUUGUCGUCACUCAUCCCUGGAGAAGAGAAGGAAUAUUUAAGCUCAGAUAGUAUUUGCAAAGAUGAGGCAACUUCUGAA
Molecule: messenger RNA, 1638 nt
Organism: Erythranthe guttata (spotted monkey flower)
Lineage: Eukaryota; Viridiplantae; Streptophyta; Magnoliopsida; Lamiales; Phrymaceae
Source: RefSeq, a predicted model, not a curated record